Molecule: messenger RNA, 1527 nt
Organism: Austrofundulus limnaeus
Lineage: Eukaryota; Metazoa; Chordata; Actinopteri; Cyprinodontiformes; Rivulidae
Gene: iws1
Product: interacts with SUPT6H, CTD assembly factor 1
Biological process (GO): poly(A)+ mRNA export from nucleus
Cellular component (GO): nucleus
Source: RefSeq, a predicted model, not a curated record
AUUGUUCGCGCAUGCGUCUGAGCAGUGCUCGCACCAUUUUGCGUGUGGCUAAGCUAACAGCAGCUAGCUGUUGAUCUUUUUCUGCUUGGCUGUAAUUUGUGUGUUUGUGUUCCGGUUCUGACAGUCAGUCUGAGGAAACGAACCCGUUGGUUCUGACCCGGAGUCUCUGUCUUCGUCUGAAAACAUGGACGGAGAGGAAGACGACUUCAUGUCCGGGACCCACUCCGACGACGGCGGCGCCACUCCAGUUCAGGAUGAACACCCACCAUCAGACGGCGAGGAGAUGAAGAGCGACGGGCGUCAGUCUGAGCAGCGAAGAGGAGCCGGGCCGUGUCCGAUGAUGACGAGAACUCAGACAGCGACGAAGGCUUCGGGGGUCCGGAUAAAAGCCUGGCGGCCAAACUGAAGGAGCUGGGCUCGGACAGCGGGAGUGAUGAAGAUGACGGAGCCAGGGCCGCGGCGGGGAAAAAAGACGAGAAGGCGUUGUUCGGCAGCGACAGCGAGUCUGGAGACGAGGAGGAGAAAAUGAUCGCAGACAUCUUUGGAGAGUCUGGAGACGAGGAGGAGUUCACGGGAUUCAACCAGGAGGACCUGGAGGCAGACAACAAGGAGGUGAAGGAGAAGCAGCAGGUGGAGGAGGAGUCAGACUCUGAUGAAGGAGUGGACCGCAGCGGGCAGGAGACCGCACUCUAAACAGCCAGAAGAAACCGGCGCUGAAGAAGCUCACGCUGCUGCCACAGGUGGUCAUGCACCUGAAGAAACAGGACCUGAAGGAGACUUUCAUCGACAGCGGCGUGAUGUCAGCAAUCAAAGAGUGGAUCAGUCCUCUUCCAGACAAGUCCCUGCCGGCUCUCAGGAUCAGAGAGGAGCUGCUGAGGAUCCUGCAGGAGCUGCCCGGGGUGAGCCAGGAGACCCUGAAGCACAGUGGGAUCGGACGGGCCGUCAUGUUCCUCUACAAGCACCCCAAAGAGUCCCGGGUCAACAAAGACCUGGCCCUGAAGCUCAUCAAUGAGUGGUCCAGGCCCAUCUUCGGUUUGACCUCUAAUUACAAAGGGAUGACCCGGGAGGAGCGGCAGCAGAGAGACCUGGACCAGCAGGCCCCUCAGAGACGCAGGCUCAGCUCUGGAGGACAGACGCCUCGCAGAGACCUGGAGAAGCAGCUGACUGGAGAAGAAAAAGCUCUGAGACCCGGUGACCCUGGGUUCUGUGCGAGGGCCCGGGUCCCUAUGCCCUCCAACAAAGACUACGUGGUCCGGCCCAAAUGGAACGUGGAGGGGGACUCGAGCCGGAGUGGCUGUAAGAAGGCCAUUGGCCUGCUGGAGAAGCACAAGCGGCGCUUCGCGGAGCGGAGGAAGAUGCACCGGCCCCAGGGCGCCGUGAAGAUCAGCAUAGAGGGGAACAGGAUGCCGCUGUAGUUCCUGCUGCUGGCCUGCAGGGGGCAGGUCCCAUGAAGAAGGGUUUGUCCCGGGUCGAUAAACAGAUGCGUAGAUUUGCUGACAUCCGCCGGUUGACGAAGACGGGUCACGC